CCAAACCCUUACUUGCUACAGCUGUGCGUCCCUGCCUCUUCCCUCUACCCACUUCCUCCGUCUUCUCCCUCAAACGAUGAAAUGAUGGUUUCUUCCUUUCGGUCUGCCUUCUUCUUCUUCGCGAUGUCUCUCUGCUUCUUUCUCUAUUCACUAUCCUCUGCCUUCUUCAACAACGACUCCAUUUCAUUUUUCUGCUCAAUUUUCUCAAACCUUUUUAGAGUUUUGGUCAAAAGAGGAUGGCCUUUAAUGGAGCCUCCAGUUGGGAACAAGUUCCGUAUCGGUCGGAAAAUAUGUGGCAGAUUCUUUGGAAAGAUCUAUCUCGGAGGGGCAGCUGCGGUUGCAAAAGGGAAGAGAAGGGCGGUGGAGGAACUAGUGGACAAGGCCACUCUUCAGAAGCAGAGACACAUGAUCAAGAGUCUGCUGCUAGGUCCAGGGAACGUAAACAGGAUCUUGGUAAUUCGAGAGGUGGGAAGUCUAGCUGCAAUUUGAUUUCAAACAGUUAUAAGGUGAUGCAUGAAGUUCAACAACCUGGUACCGGAAAAAGUCAGUAAGAUAGAAGUAAUUUUUUCUCAAGUACAAAUGCUAGUGCUCUCUACAAGCCUUUUGCAGCUUUAUCUACAGGGAUGAAGAGACUGUCUCCAUAUGAUAAUUCUGCUGUUGAUGCUUAUCCCAAAAAGAUGAGGGCUGUUAUAAAUAAGGGUGAGUAUGAAAGAUCCAAAGUGGUUUCGACAGCCCAAAAGGUAGACGUUAUUGCUUACCCACAAAAUAAAAUGGGUGAAAAAUGCAUGUAUGAUUCCAUUAUUAAUGGUACCAACCAAUAUUGUGAAACAUGGACGAAACCUCCCCAUGUCACAACACGUUAUUUUGAAAAAAUUGAGAGCCAGAUUAUUCUUGUAAUGAUCUGAGUUCUGUUGGCAGUUGUAGUGUGAUAGGUAGUUAUAGUGGUGCCUUCAAAUUGCCCAAUAGACUUAGCAUGAUAUUGGAUGCCUUUGAAAAUUGGUUAUCCACUUAGCAGUUAUUAGUGUAAAUGAGAUUAGAUUUUAACAUAUGUCAUAGAAUUCAAUUUGAUUCACAUGAAGCUUGGUGGGUUAAGUGGCAGGUAAGGACGAUAGCAACUGAAGGAAUUAUUUCAUCAUAUAAAUGCUAAAGAGUGGUUGUCUGGAGUCAAUGGUAUGUUUUUAAUUCAUUAGGUUCUGAGUUCAAAACAAUACCUUUUUAUAUGGCUAAACUAUUUCCAAAUCUUAUAUCGACCAUUCUUAGAUCUAUAGGAUAAUUUAAAAUCAUUAUUGAUGUUAUAAUUCCUCCCUUCAGUAGAUGAGUCUCCAUGGAUUUUUGAGGGUAUUGGAGUUGCGUGACACUCUUCUGGCAGCCCGGAUUUGCUAAUGUUGACUCUAAAAGUAGCAACCCUUUAUUUAUCAAGAAUUUUGAGGACUCUAUUUUGUACGAGACUAUGAGUGAUACAUGGGCUUAUGUAGCUGUCUAAACAAUUAUUGCUUAUCGCCGCUCUAUUUUAUCUUUGCCCAUUGUAGGAUAAUAAAUGAACUUUUGAUAUUUCUAUCAUGGUUGUAGCUGUAUCGUUGUACUUUUAAAAUCAUAAUUUGUUUUUCAUACCCCUCAUAUUUCUCUU
This is a messenger RNA of Arachis duranensis, 1627 nucleotides long. RefSeq lists its product as uncharacterized. The transcript has 3 exons. The record is from RefSeq and is a predicted model, not a curated record. NCBI's taxonomy places the organism in Eukaryota, Viridiplantae, Streptophyta, Magnoliopsida, Fabales, Fabaceae. The coding region runs from base 237 to 551 and encodes 104 amino acids.